CCAGCGAAGCCGCGCUCCAGACCUUGUGGCGCAUCCCAGGAGGGCCGCCGGGAGGAGGGUCACUGCUCCAUCCCCGGGCGCAAUCCCGGAGGGCGGCUGGGAGGAAGAGGGCGGCAAUGCGCGCCUUGGCCACGUCCGGGCCCAACGCGUCCUGGUGGGCGCUGGCCAACGCAUCCGGCUGUCCCGGCUGUGGCGCCAACGACUCGGACGGCCCGGCCCCGGCGCCGUGGCCCGUGGACGCCUGGCUAGUGCCGCUCUUCUUUGGCGCGCUGAUGCUGCUGGGCCUGGCAGGGAACUCGCUUGUCAUCUUCGUCAUCUGCCGCCAGAAGCAGAUGCGGACGGUGACCAACUUCUACAUCGCCAACCUGGCGGUCACAGACUUGACGUUCCUGCUGUGCUGCGUGCCCUUCACCGCUCUGCUCUACCCGCUGCCUGCCUGGGUGCUGGGCGACUUCAUGUGCAAAUUCCUCAACUACAUCCAGCAGGUCUCGGUGCAGGCCACGUGCGCCACCCUGACCGCCAUGAGCGUGGACCGCUGGUACGUGACUGUGUUCCCGCUGCGCGCCUUGCACCGCCGCACGCCCCGCCUGGCGCUGGCUGUCAGCCUCAGCAUCUGGGCGGGCUCCGCGACCGUGUCCGCGCCGGUUCUCGCCCUACAUCGCCUCUCGCCCGGACCGCGCACCUACUGCAGCGAGGCCUUCCCCAGCCGCUCCUUCGAGCGCGCCUUCGCGCUCUACAACCUGCUGGCGCUCUACCUGCUGCCGCUGGUCGCCACCUGCGCCUGCUACGGGGCCAUGCUGCGCCACCUGGGCCGGUCCGCCGUGCGCCCCGCGCCCGGCGACAGCGCCCUGCAGGGGCAGCUGCUGGCGGAGCGAGCGGGCGCUGUGCGGGCCAAGGUCUCGCGGCUGGUGGCGGCCGUGGUCUUGCUCUUCGCCGCCUGCUGGGGCCCCAUCCAGCUGUUCCUGGUGCUGCAGGCGCUGGGCCCGGCGGGCGCCUGGCAUCCGCGCAGCUACGCAGCGUACGCGCUCAAGAUCUGGGCGCACUGCAUGUCCUACAGCAACUCGGCGCUGAACCCCCUGCUCUACGCCUUCCUGGGCUCCCACUUCCGUCAGGCCUUCCGCCGCGUCUGCCCCUGCGCUCCACGGCGGCCCCGCCGGUCGGAACCCUCGGACCCGGCCGCCCCCCAAACGGAGCUGCACCGCCUGACCGCCCACCAGGCCCCCGCCAGGACCCCGAAGCCAGGCAGCGGUGGGCUGGGGCCGCGCAGGCUUUGUGUCCUGAGGGAGCACGCUGCCCCCCUCUGAGCCCUCUCUGGGGGAAUCAAGAU
Balaenoptera musculus (blue whale) is the source of this 1327-nucleotide messenger RNA. RefSeq names its product KISS1 receptor (gene KISS1R). Gene Ontology annotation, molecular function: G protein-coupled peptide receptor activity. The transcript has 5 exons. The coding region runs from base 117 to 1304 and encodes 395 amino acids. The record is from RefSeq and is a predicted model, not a curated record. Gene Ontology annotation, biological process: neuropeptide signaling pathway. Lineage: Eukaryota; Metazoa; Chordata; Mammalia; Artiodactyla; Balaenopteridae. Gene Ontology annotation, cellular component: membrane.